This is a messenger RNA of Brugia malayi, 1269 nucleotides long. It is a transcript of the gene Bma-polq-1.2, whose product is annotated as Helicase conserved C-terminal domain containing protein. Bases 1 to 1269 code for a protein of 422 amino acids. The transcript has 6 exons. The record is from RefSeq and is a predicted model, not a curated record. Lineage: Eukaryota; Metazoa; Nematoda; Chromadorea; Rhabditida; Onchocercidae. Gene Ontology annotation, molecular function: ATP binding; nucleic acid binding.
AUGCCAGAUUAUCCGUCAUGGGUACCGAAUGAAAUUGCUGUCGGAUAUAUUGAGCAUGGUAUUCAGGCUUUGCUUUCCUGGCAACUGGAUGUUUUAAAUAAUCGAUCAUUGCAUGCUCCACAAUAUGGAAAUUUAAUAUUUUCCGCUCCAACAAGUUCCGGCAAAACGGUUGUUGCCGAACUAAUUGCCCUAAAUACUGUCCGACAAUUACGUUGCAAGGCAAUUUUCGUCUUUCCAUAUAUAUCUGUCGCCAAGGAAAAAUUUCUUUGUUUGCAGAAAAUAUGGCGAAAAGUUGAUCUUCGUGUCAGCGCAUUCAUCGGCUCACAUUCAUCACCAUUUCAAGCUUGGGAUGCAUCAGUUUGUACAAUCGAAAAAGCUAAUUCACUUUUAAAUCGUAUGAUUGCUGACAAAAGUAUAUUUGAUAUAGGUGUAUUGGUAAUCGAUGAAUUUCAUAUAUUAUUUGAUGGAAAUCGUGGACCAUUGGUGGAGCAAAUUAUUGGGAAAGCAUUGUACAUUUCUCGGUAUUUAAAUCAUCAAAUUCAAAUUAUCAGCUUAAGCGCUACAUUACCAAAUUUGGAUGAACUGGCUGAUUGGCUAAAUGCAGAAAAGUAUGAAACGCAAUUUCGUCCAGUACAGUUGCAUGAAAUGAUAAUGUGUGAUAAUGAGCUACGAGAUGUAAAUACAUUGCAGCAUAUUCGAACGGUAUCAAAUGAAUUUGUUGUUUCAAACGAUAUCGAAUAUGGAAUUAUUCACUUAUGUACGGAAUCUGUUAUGAAAGGCGAAUCGGUAUUGGUAUUUUGUAGCUCAAAAGCAGAAACAGAAAAGCUUGCCCUAGCUAUAUCGCAGCAUUUUGAAAAAUAUUUUAAAUCGAGCAAUAGUGAAAAUCUUAUUUCACCUUUUAAUAUACAAUCAUUGAAAACAGUUAAACACGCAUUUCAUCAUGAAAUACAAUUUGUAGAUGAUAUUUUACGAGAAACACUACCACAUGGAAUUGCAUUUCAUCAUGCUGGUUUAACCGUAGAAGAACGUGAAAGUAUUGAGAAUGCUUUCUGUGAUCAGUCAUUACGUAUAGUAUGCGCCACUUCAACUCUCAGUUCCGGAAUAAAUUUGCCAGCUCAUCGAGUAAUUAUCAAAACACAAUUGUGCGGACCCGUAGCUCUUAAUGGUUUGACAUAUAUGCAAAUGAUUGGUCGAGCUGGACGUUUGGGACAAACCGAAAAAGGUAAUAAUUUAGCUAAUUGUGGCAAACAUGAUUUAUACCAUAGGUGA